Molecule: messenger RNA, 738 nt
Organism: Talaromyces proteolyticus
Lineage: Eukaryota; Fungi; Ascomycota; Eurotiomycetes; Eurotiales; Trichocomaceae
Exons: 5
Coding region: 1-738 (245 amino acids)
Biological process (GO): N-acetylglucosamine metabolic process
Cellular component (GO): cytoplasm
Source: RefSeq, a predicted model, not a curated record
AUGUCUACAGAGACCUUCACAAACAUUGACGAGAAGUUGACCGACCUGGACUCCAGUCAACCCUUGCCGUAUUGGCUGGUCAAUGUGCCACGAGAUCGAUGGCCAGCUUCAUGCCCAGAGUUUCUGAAGGAUCUGGCAGACAAAAACAUAGCUAUACUGUCCACCUCGGAUUCGGAAUUUACUCGGACCAGCUGGUCUGAGGCCAAGGAACUAGUCAGAACAAAUAAUAUUGGAAAGUUUCAACGUGUUCCGUCGGACCUGAGGAAGUACUUGGAAUAUAUGUACUACAUCAAGCAAAAAUAUGGCUCUGUUAUGAAGUUUGUUCUUGCCGAAAGGCUGCAUUGGGACCAAGAGACUACAGAGGACUUGAAACCACGGGGGCAAGCUUUUGAACAUGAGGCCGAUCUGAAAGUUUUGUAUAAUGAUUGGCCCUAUGGGCUUGACCCGGAUAUUGUGCAUCUGGUGAUCUGGACCAAGUUUGAAUUGGAUGAAGACCCUGCUACUGGAAAUCUGACAGAGCCAAUGUGGAACAAGAUCGAUAGUUACGUGCAAAAGACUUUUCGCUCUCAUCUUCCCGCUGACCGAGUGAUCUGGUUCAAGAACUGGAAGUCUCUCAAGUCUAUUCAUGCAAUUGAGCAUUUCCACGUCAUGUUGUACCAGCCAGACUUGGAGUUCAUCAAAGACACCACCCACGGAGACGUUCCGCUUGUCGAAACAAUUUCCCAGAGAGAACCAUAA